Ornithodoros turicata is the source of this 1504-nucleotide messenger RNA. RefSeq lists its product as uncharacterized. Gene Ontology annotation, biological process: body fluid secretion. The transcript is spliced from 4 exons. The record is from RefSeq and is a predicted model, not a curated record. NCBI's taxonomy places the organism in Eukaryota, Metazoa, Arthropoda, Arachnida, Ixodida, Argasidae. Bases 120 to 419 code for a protein of 99 amino acids. Gene Ontology annotation, molecular function: diuretic hormone activity; G protein-coupled receptor binding.
UGUACCGUACCUACACAUGUACCAAUGAAGGAAUCGUCGUCAUUCUUUGGUGUUCAAGACCCGCGCAAGCAGCUUCAGCUAACAGUAUUUUCGUCUUUCGUGAGCGAGAAGAUCCAGUCAUGGUGUUUCCAGCCAACGCAGCCCUGGUGGCUUUCCUGAGCGUCAUCGUCGUGGUAGCAUCUUAUGACAUGGAGUCCUGGGACAGGCCUAACCCCACACUCUACGAUUCCUCGCUCAGUCCUGAUGAAGACUUCCUUCUCAACUAUCUCAGGAGCAGAAGCAGUGGUUCCGACCUUGUUCGAAAGAGGUCCCGGGGUAUGUUGGACUUUGGUAUGACCCGAGGUGCAUCGGGAGCCAAGGCAGCAAAGGCCAGGCUGGGACUGAAGCUGGCGAACGACCCCUACGGACCGGGCCGCUGAACUUCUCUUCGUCUAUAAACACAACAUAGCGGAAAUCUCAUUUCUACACAGAACAUAAUCGAUAGCACGAAAAUGAUAAGUGUAGAAUUUGAGACAUCACUGCUUCCUUUGUUUCGUUAGUCGUUGUACCCCACUUUAGAAAGUACCAUAUACAGAGCAGCUUCUUCACGGGUAAGUCGCAACCAGAGGACGUCGGCCUCUCAUGGCAGAAAGAUUUUUUUCAAGAUGGAGAACAGGACAACAAGGAGGGUACGCUUUAGAGCUGACAAACAAUAUGGAUUCUACGUUACAACUUACGACCAAGUACCGCAUAUAAGCAUAAUGUGGUAACAGUGCUGGUGCGGAUCCGGCCCUGGGUACCCCAUCCAUAUCCACCAAGUGCAAAACGCACUCUCGAACCUUCCGCAUUAUGUUUCCUGAAAAACUUCUUUCGAGACGUAGUUACCACGAAACGCUUCUAUCUCCUUCUAUCUACAAACUGUGAUACACAUUGCACUCUCGGUUGGUAUCUGUCGUGGUAGGCGUUAUGCAUUAUCUAAUCAAAUAGGAGAACAGGAAAAGCGAUGGCGAAUCUCUUCCUCAACUUGAACACCGUUUUGAUUAUUUCAUGUUCACUCUUACAACAUGGCACACAUAAACGUCGUUACUUCAUACCACACAGCGUUACUGUAAUGUAGAAUUCUGCUGGUCAUUUUCGAGAUGUCCUGUGUGAGUUGAGUGUAUAAACGGACGGAAUGUAGUGCGUUGCUGCACUCAAACGUGCAAUCUAAGUUUCUCUGCACUAUACAAGGACAAGCGGAAUUCGCCAAUAAAAAAAGUAAACUAACGUACUUGUCACCCAUGUGUACAUACAAGAAUGAUAUGUCUUGGUCCGAUUUGAUCUCGCUUACUUUUGUUCCAUGGCAAGUACCGUUUGUACACGCGCUGUUUAACAGCGUUACAUAUUGAGAGUCGUCGAACGAGUUUAUGAAAUGUUGCUGAGAUACCGGUAUUUUCAUAUGGUUAAGUUACUGUCCAGAUACGUGUCUCUCUAGCUGUCCCUCCUGUACGAAAAAUAUUCAGUUCAAUAAAGCUGGGCAUAUCUA